This is a messenger RNA of Esox lucius (northern pike), 4191 nucleotides long. It is a transcript of the gene zc3h12aa, whose product is annotated as ribonuclease ZC3H12A. Lineage: Eukaryota; Metazoa; Chordata; Actinopteri; Esociformes; Esocidae. Gene Ontology annotation, molecular function: metal ion binding; mRNA binding; RNA endonuclease activity. Gene Ontology annotation, biological process: 3'-UTR-mediated mRNA destabilization; nuclear-transcribed mRNA catabolic process, RNase MRP-dependent. The record is from RefSeq and is a predicted model, not a curated record. The coding region runs from base 201 to 2156 and encodes 651 amino acids. Gene Ontology annotation, cellular component: cytoplasmic ribonucleoprotein granule; nucleus. The transcript has 6 exons.
GGGAGGCGCUGAAUUUUCGAAGUCACUUGGAGUCAAACUAGUGUUGAAUACAUCGAACAUGCAAAAGGUACGGUCUAUGUGGAAAUGGAGCAGGUGAAAGAAGAAUACUACCUUGAAGUUAAAGGCAGCACUAUGAUCAGUAACCUAUAACCCUCCCAUGAAGAACAGCUGUAGAGGACAAUCCCAGACAGUAGCAGAGGAUGGAACAAGCCUUUCCCAGCCUCGAUACUUCAAGUCCAAUCAAACCUAACCCAGGAGAAUUCCAGCUCAGGGUGGAAUUCUUUAGGAAGUUGGGCUACUCAACCAUGGAGGUACGGGCCGCCCUCAUGAAACUAGGCCUGGGUACUGAUACCAACUCUGUACUGGGGGAGCUUGUCCACAGCGGUGCCAGUGCUGUCAUCUCAACCUCCAGCAGCCUUGAGAGUGGUGAAGAUACUACAAGUCCAAUAGGCUUAAGCAAGUCCUCUAGGAACCAGGGUCCCCCCAGAGACAGCCCAGUCUCAUCACUGGAAGACAGGAGAGACACAGACACUGGUCUGAAACCUAUCAUCAUUGACGGCAGCAAUGUGGCCAUGAGUCACGGGAACAAGGAAGUUUUCUCAUGUAGGGGAAUUGAGUUGGCAGUGAACUACUUCCUGGAUAGAGGUCACUCAACCAUUACUGUCUUUGUGCCAUCCUGGCGCAAGGAGCAGCCAAGACCUGAUGUCCCUAUCACAGAGCAAAAUCUCCUGUUGGACCUGGAAAAGAAGAAGAUUGUGGUCUUCACUCCUUCUAGACGUGUUGGUGGGAAACGGGUGGUCUGCUAUGAUGAUCGUUUCAUUGUGAAAUUGGCCUAUGAGUCAGAUGGAGUGAUUGUGUCAAACGACACCUACCGAGACCUGCAGGCAGAGCGUCCGGAGUGGAAGCGCUGUAUUGAGGAGAGGCUUCUCAUGUACUCCUUCGUCAAUGACAAAUUCAUGCCCCCGGAUGACCCGCUUGGUCGACGUGGUCCAAGUCUUGACAAUUUCCUCAGGAAGAGACCUCUACUCCCAGAACACAAGCGCCAGCCCUGUCCUUAUGGUAAAAAGUGCACUUACGGUGUGAAGUGUAAAUUCUACCACCCUGAGCGCACACAACAAUCCCACCGAUCAUUGGCUGAUGAGCUCAGGGAGAAAGCCAGGCUCUCCUCUGUGAAAGAGGGCCGAAUUCCAAACUCGUCAACCCAUACGGCCCCCCUAUUGGACCCUGGACAGUUUCCCGCCACAUCAGUGGAUUAUGAUCUGGAGCGCAUGUCACUGGAGCAGCCUGCUUCCCCAGGCGGUGGCCACAAGGGUAUUGAGAACACCUCGCUUUGCUGGGAUAUUCAAGGCUCCAGUAGGAAUCAACAUCACCAUAGCCACAGAGCAUCAGGCUGUGUGCCCAGUAUGCCAUCCCCCUCCACUGCUUCUGAGAUCCCCUAUGCCAGCGUUCCAUAUGAAUGCCUGGACUCUGGUUUCGACUCUUAUGACAGCCAAAGCCAGUACUCUAACAUCUCCAGGGGCCACAGCAAGGCCUUCAGGCCCAGGCAGCAACAGCAGGGCUUCCCGUCUGAUUCCAGACAUGCAGGCAUGCAUCCAGAGAGGGUGCCCCAGGAAAGCCCCCAGACAUGCAGGUGUUUUCAUUUGGCUUUGUCCGCCGCGCCACAGAAGCAGGAUCACUAUGGCAACUCGCAGCUUAAGUCCCUCUCCCAAUCUCAGCCAAGGUAUGACACGUUUUCGCCCCCUCUGUACCCAGCCAACAUGAACCACCAGCACCACUAUAGCCUCCCCUCUAACUUCCAGCAAGGUGGGGUGGGGGGCCAACAGUCCCACCUCCAUCAGCACCCCCAGAAGUACUGGUCAGAUCCCUUCUAUGGUGAGAUCCACCAGGCCAGGGCAUCUUAUAGCCUCCCCUGUGGCCCCCAGCACCAUCACCUCCCCCAUAAUCCAAGGAGCUCCUCUUAUGGGAAGCCCCAGUCAUGGCCCCAACCAACUCCACCUACCUUUGACCCAGAGCGAGAGGAGCUUCGUAAGAAACUGCAGGCCAUCUUCAACCCCCACCAGGUGGACACCGUCAUGGGCAUGUUCCCUCACCUGAUGGAUGCCCAGAAGCUGGCUGCAGAGAUCCUUAACCUCAAAUCUCAGGGAGUGUCCUUCUGAUGCCUUAAUGAAGCUCCUUCAUGUGGCUGAUACAAGAUUGAGAUCAGGUUGGAGCACUAACUUCCAUGGAAAUCAUUUGUUCAUGUUAAUAAGUGACUUGUGUGCCAAAGUGCAUUGGGUAAUUAUUCUCUGUUGAUUUAACCUUCCUAAUUUAUGGUGAUAAUUUGAACUGUUUAGCAAAAGGGCUCAAAUACAUGUUAUUUCCGUGGUCCUUCUUUAGGAAUAUCGUACUUUGUAUGGUUUAUGUUAAUCCAUGUCGGGUAGUUUGGGAUUCUGAAGAGUAGGGUUGUUUAACUGGAGUUUUUGGGGGUGUUGACUUUAUUUAAAGUUGUAUACUGUACAUCUUUAGGACAGUGUAAGCAAAUGGCUCUUGUAUCACCGUGUAAUCAAGUGCAAUAUUGAUAUGGGAUAUAUUUGCUCUAGACAUUACCACAAGAAAAGUGGUCUAGUUGUAGAGACUGUUUCAGUGUUGAUGCAUAUUGUAUCAUUUGGGAUAUACUAAUGCUGUUUUUCUAAAAAUCAGUGCCCAAGUAGUAAUAAAUGACUGGCCAUGUCUAAAAUGGCACCUUUACCCAGCAUGCUUUGUAACUGUACAUUGCAGUUCUGAUGGCCAUAGUAUCCUGUGAUGGACAAAUGUUCAGUAUGCCAUCUGUCAUUGUAGUAUGAAAUGCAAUGGCAAACCUACUUGUGUCCAUGUACUGCAGAGCAACAUCCAAAGAACAUCUAACACUAGAUUAUAUUCUUCUUACCUAGAGUAUCAGACAAAGAACCUGCCAAAGAAACGUAUUGAAAGUUGGAAAAGCACUUUAUGUAAUUGGUCCAUUGUGAUCUAAUAUGGUGAAGUUCUCAGCAUUGUAUAAAUGGAUAUACAACAAUUUUGUCUUUUGUUAACAUGUACUGUAAUAAUUACAAUAUGUUCUGUGAGGGUCUUUGGAAUCACCAAAGAUUAGGUACAUCCAAUAGAUCUUCCAAAAUGUUUGUGAUACUAUCAUUAUGUACAAUGAUUCAUUGUUGAUUUUAAGUGACAUAUUUUAAAUGCAUAUUUAAGUUCUUAUGGACAUUGUGGGUAGAGUUGUCCUUUUGCACACCUUUUGGUAACAUUUCCAGAAUUCCAGAUGUUCUUGCUAAUGCCUUGCUGACUUCAGGAGUCCUCCAGGUUUUUGUGGUAACCUGGAUAUUUAUUGGAAGUUUCCAGAAAUGUGCAACCCUAGAAUUAGAUAUUGAAAAUUUUGAGGUAAUUAUUAGGUUUUUACAUUUUAUGGCCAUAUAACUACACCAGUUAUUGUGUACUCUUAUAUACUUUGUUUCGAAGUAGGUUUAGACUAGAAGUAGAUUCCAUGCCAAAUAAUAUAUGUUCCAAAUAUUUCCCUACCCCUAGUAUUUCCCGAAAUAUAUAGGAUAGUGUUUUAGCUGUUGUCGGCUGGACAUGGGAUUUAUACCCUUGUAACUUAGUAGUUAUUUUUACACUUAACCACAGCUUUUGAGUGUUGUGAAAUUAUUUUACAAUGAAAUGAAAACUUGAAAAUACAAAAUUUUGUCUCUAUUGUAAAGUCUCAGCAUGGAUACAAAUAAAAUGUUACUUCAGUUAUUUUCAGUAUUGAUUUUGAUAUAUAGUUCUUAUAUACAGUAGUAGUUUCAUGCUUUUCACAAGGCUUUUUGUAUCUAAAAAAAAAAGAAAUAGAAAGCUUCAAAUUGCACCAACUCUGUAUGUUGUUUUCUAGAGAACCUCAUCUUUCACAAAAACAUAUUAAUGUUGUUAAUGUAUGGUAGAUGGUGAAGAACAGGGUACCUACAUUUAUUAUUGAGGAAUACCCAGGCUCAACUUUACUUUGUGCAACUGUGUUUCAACUUUAGCCUUAAUACUGGAUUUGACUAGACUGUAGUUCAGAAACCACUCCAGUUUGAUCAGCAAUCCCAUGGCCUCUUCAAGGCCCCGUGACUGCUUUUCAUUCAGCGCUGUGUAAUCUGAGCAUUAAUAAUUACAAUGUGAAUGUACGUUUCAUUGGAAGUGGAUGUGCCUAGAUAAUGAGAACAA